AACAGCUGUGUGACCUGUCCUGAUGGCUUCUUCAUUCUGUUCUGCAGAUUCAUUUGUGAACAGCCAGGAAUGGACCCUGAGUCGCUCAGUGCCUGAGCUGAAAGUGGGCAUUGUGGGGAAUCUGUCCAGUGGCAAGUCGGCCCUUGUGCACCGCUACCUGACUGGCACCUAUGUACAGGAGGAGUCUCCAGAAGGUGGCCGAUUUAAGAAGGAAAUCGUAGUGGAUGGUCAGAGUUACUUGCUGCUGAUUCGUGAUGAAGGGGGCCCCCCUGAACUCCAGUUUGCUGCCUGGGUCGAUGCUGUCGUGUUUGUCUUCAGCUUGGAGGAUGAAAUCAGCUUCCAGACAGUAUAUAACUACUAUCUGCGGCUCUGCAGCUACCGGAACACAGCGGAGGUGCCGAUGGUGCUGGUAGGCACGCAAGAUGCCAUCAGUGCUACGAAUCCCCGAGUCAUUGAUGAUUCUCGGGCACGGAAGCUCUCCAAUGAUUUGAAGCGCUGCACAUACUAUGAGACCUGUGCUACCUAUGGACUGAAUGUGGAGCGAGUCUUCCAGGACGUGGCUCAGAAGGUGGUGGCUCUACGGAAGAAACAGCAGCUUUCCAUCGGUCCCUGCAAGUCCUUGCCCAAUUCACCCAGCCAUUCGUCUGUCUCUGCGGCCUCCAUUCCUUCGGUUCACAUCAACCAGGCCACCAACGGUGGAGGAGCUUUUAGUGACUACUCCUCCUCUGUGCCCUCCACACCUAGCAUCAGCCAGCGGGAGCUACGGAUUGAGACCAUUGCUGCCUCCAAUACACCCACCCCCAUUCGCAAGCAGUCCAAGCGGCGCUCCAACAUAUUCACGUCUCGAAAGGGCGCAGACCCGGAGCGGGAGAAGAAGGUGCCGGAGUGUAAAGCGGACAGUAUCGGCAGCGGGCGGGCCAUUCCCAUGAAGCAGGGCAUUCUCCUCAAACGCAGUGGCAAGUCUCUCAACAAAGAGUGGAAGAAGAAGUAUGUGACGCUGUGUGACAACGGAGUCCUCACCUACCACCCCAGCCUGCACGAUUACAUGCAGAACGUCCAUGGGAAGGAAAUCGAUCUUCUGAGAACAACGGUGAAGGUGCCAGGCAAGCGGCUACCCAGGGCGACAGCGACAGCAGCACCCAGUGCCAGCCCCAAGGCCAACGGGCUGGCGAAGGAGAGGAGCAGCACGCAGCUCACGGGAAGCACAGGUGCCCCCCAUUCGACCAGCAGCACGUCGCUGCACUCGGAGCGCUCCAUCAGCGGCAUCAACCUGGUGGGCUUCAGCUCCAAGCCAGACGGCAUACACCAGCGCUCCUACUCCGUCUCCAGCGCGGACCAGUGGAACGAGGCUGUGGCCAUCCCCAGCAGCUGCCCCAACCCCUCUAAUGGCACGGCUGAUUCUCUCAGCUCCAGCCCGAACAUUUCCAGUGCUGCCAGCCCGAAGCUGGAACCACCUCCAUCACCGCAUGCAAACAGGAAGAAACAUCGCAGGAAAAAGAGCACAGGGACAACUCGGCCUGAUGGCCCCAGCACGGCAGCAGAAGAACCAGAUGAGCCAUUUGAGUUCAUUAUCGUAUCCCUGACGGGCCAGACAUGGCUCUUUGAGGCCUCAACAUCAGAGGAGCGAGAGCUUUGGGUCCAGGCCAUUGAGAGCCAGAUCCUGGCCAGCCUGCAGGGCUGUGAGAGCAGCAAAAAUAAGGCUCGGCUGGGCAGCCAAAGCGAUGCACAGGCCAUGCAGGCCGUCCGCACUGCACGUGGGAACAGCUUCUGCGUGGACUGCGAUGCACCAAAUCCGGACUGGGCAAGCCUGAACCUGGGCUCCCUCAUGUGCAUUGAGUGCUCUGGGAUCCAUCGUAACCUGGGCACCCACCUGUCCCGUGUGCGCUCCUUGGACCUGGAUGACUGGCCCAGCGAGCUUCUCAUGGUCAUGACGGCCAUCGGCAACGCCCUUGCCAACGCUGUCUGGGAAGGAGCAGUGGAAGGCUACCCCAAGCCCACCCCAGAGAGCAGCCGGUAAGGGAUGCGAGGGGCUGCGGAGAC
Molecule: messenger RNA, 2040 nt
Organism: Struthio camelus australis
Lineage: Eukaryota; Metazoa; Chordata; Aves; Struthioniformes; Struthionidae
Source: RefSeq, a predicted model, not a curated record